Molecule: messenger RNA, 2403 nt
Organism: Anthostomella pinea
Lineage: Eukaryota; Fungi; Ascomycota; Sordariomycetes; Xylariales; Xylariaceae
Source: the annotation of a GenBank genome assembly
AUGGCCACAGGACCGCAAGCAUUCUUCUGCCUGUGGCAGGACAGUAGGAUCCGCGAGACGCUCUUCGAACUACUACCAAAGGAGGGCAUAUGCAAUGUGCGACUCGCAUCUUCAGCAUGCUGCAACCUCGUUACCAAGCGCCUGUUCCUACGGACCAACGUGACCUUCACAGCCAACACCUUCACGCGGCAUAGCCGGAUACAGGCCUUGUCGAGAAUAGGCCACCACAUACAUCACCUCACCUUCACCUUUCCACACACAGAUGCCACCUUCUUACCGCCGCUCAUCCACCCCGAGAGCGGGCGUGAGAUCAGCUUUUUGUAUACGCCUCACACCUCCAUGGCCUCGGUGUUGGAGAGACCCAAAUUCGCCAACACGGGGCUUGGUGAGAUCCUCACAACACAGUACCCGCCCCUGUUCCAUGCGGCUUCAAACGUGCCCUCCUUCAUCAAUGCGAUGAAACACAUCCCGAAUAUGAGGCAUCUGACCAUCAAGACCCCUGGCCAAGACCCCAAGGAACGAUAUCGGAGAGACAUUAUAGAUUACGCUCUCAUUAGCCUUCGGAUAUCCAUGGAAAGGGCGCCAAUAAACAAGCUCACAAAGCUGACUCUAUCGUCCGUCCAUCCGUCGGCCUUUAUAUACCUGCGCCACGUGGGCGGCUUUGGAUGCCUUCCGUCUGCGGGGCGGCGGUGGAAGCAGAUCCGGAAGAUACAUAUUUUCGCCGAAUCUUGGGACUUUUACGGGCCAUCACCGGGUCUCGACCACCUCAAGAUGAUCGAAGACUACAUAUGCAGCUUCUCAACCAGCCUGGAGAAGUUGACGUUUACCUGGCUUGGUCGCAAAGGACCUUGCCCCAUAGCGCUCGCAGCCGACCUCCUAUUUGCGCCGCCGCGCAGCUCACAGAAGCUUUUCCACGAGGUCACAUCUCCCAUGUCACCAUUGCCACCAGCACCGGCCAGGAAGCCUGUCGUCUUCCAAAAACUGCGGUUUCUGGCUGUGCGGAAUGCCGUUAUGAGAGCCCCGCAAGUGGCUGAUUUGGUCGCCUUGCACCAACAUACCGUGCGCGAGUUCGACUUUGAGAACACGUUCCUCCUCGACGAUGGCAGCUGGGAUGACGCACUGGCGCCAUUGAUGGACAACGGCUCUCACAGCGGCUACUGGUCUCGGCAUUCCACUGCCACUAUAACGGAGGAGGCCGCUGGCAUCCAACCCGAGUAUUUAUCGGUGGACCCACCAGAGCCGUCGGCAGCCGUCGAGGCAGUCUCGCAAGAGCUGUGUAACAUCGACCUGGAAGAUGACGAAGACCUGGACCUCGAGAUCCAAGUCGAGGAGGAAUAUGAGGACGAGGUGGUCCCGGACUUGGACUCAGACGUCGAGGCCGCCCGCAUAGCGAGUCUCUCAUUCAGCAACAAGUUCAAGAAGCGGUGCAUCACCAAACGACGUCGCAGGCGCAAGCCCGGCCACGAGCACCAGGAGGGACAGCACGAAGAGGAGCGACAUCAUUGCCGCCAACGCUCCAACGACACCCUCGACGAAUUACGCGAUGGACACCACCACCGCCAGCACCAGAGAUCACUAGACUCCUUAGACGAGGAGCACCCGACAGCGCUCGUCCGCCCCAACCACAGCCGGCAGCCCUCCAACAAUUCGCUCCACUGUCACCCCCAAGAGCCACCCCGCCUCUCUAUGGCGCACCAGUCUUCGCGUCCGCGGUUGUUCGGCGAGGUCGACAGCGUGUACUCCACCGCAUCCUCCUCGCACCGCCUCUUCGGCGAAGUGACCAGCCAGCUCUCCUCGCACGCCGGGUCCGAGCCCUACCUCACGCACUCGCCCACGACUGACGAGGAAGAGGAGGGCGACUCGCUGAUCGACUCGUACUUCCGCCCGCGCACGCCCACCUCACCUCCCACGCACCACCUCCCGUCCGCACCCGCGCCGUCGCCCGGCAGCAAGACCAACACUGCCACGGCCACCACGACGGCUCUCCUGCAGCCCACGGUCUACGACCCCACCGCCGAGCUGUGCUCCGAGAUCUCGGCCGUGCAGCGCGACAUCGCGGCCGAGGAGAAGCACCGCCUCGUCGCCGAGAACCCGGACGUCCAGGUCAGCGGGUUGCGACGGGCCAAGGAGCUUGUCCUGAGCCGGCUGGGGCGCGAGUUCUGUACCGCCAACCCCGGUGCGGGUGCGGGCGGUGGCCUUGGCGGCCCGCGGAAGGAGUCGUUCGGAGGGUCGUCGUCGGGGUUCCUGGGCAGUGCGCGCUUCCGCGAGGGCUUGUUUGGGGGCAAGAGCACCAUGCCCACGCCUGUUGUUGGUGCGACGCCGCGCCUGACUGCCGGGUUUGGGUCUGGGUAUGGCCAGGACCAUCGUAGUAUGGAUGUGCCGAUCUUGUUUAGACGGGGAUGA